Venustampulla echinocandica is the source of this 903-nucleotide messenger RNA. RefSeq lists its product as uncharacterized. The transcript is spliced from 3 exons. The coding region runs from base 1 to 903 and encodes 300 amino acids. The record is from RefSeq and is a predicted model, not a curated record. NCBI's taxonomy places the organism in Eukaryota, Fungi, Ascomycota, Leotiomycetes, Helotiales, Pleuroascaceae.
AUGGGGAAGCUAGAUACCUUCCUUCGCAAAGAAGUUCGCAAGACUCGGGUUAAACCUCCUCGGGAGGACCCAAGACGCACUCCGACACCUCCCCCAUUUACGUCUAUUACAGAUCGGCGAGAAUCCGAGAAUCGAUUAUCUAUCAACAAUGACAAUGCUUUGUUUUCCGGACUACAGGCCCGUGACGAGGUUGACAGUGUAUUCGGGGAGCAUGUCCCUACGAAGGAAGAGAUCCAACAGGCAAAGUUGGAACGUUUUCUAGCUCAGAACCCGCCAACUAUCCAAGAAAAGCCCGCAUUUGUAUCACGGCAGCAGAAGGAUAUUGAUGCUAAAAUCGAAUUUCUCAAGGAUGAGCUGAAGGCAUUAACCACUCUUGCGAAUGAGUCAAACAUGCAAGAAAGAAGCCUUAUCCAGCGCCAACGCAAGGCAUUACAACAAGAAAUCAGAUAUCUCGAGGUGGAGGCACGGGUGGGAAAGCUGGGCGAGCAGAACAGAACUAUGAGGGCCGAACUAAAGGAAGAACUUGAACGGCUACCGGAGCCGCUCUCAGCAGCGGAGAAGAGACAAAUAGAGCGGAUGAAGGCAAGAAGGGAGAAAGAAAGGCUGGAAGCAGGCAAACCCAAACCGAAGCCAAAGCGCAAGAAGAGCGAAUAUAACUCAGAUGACGACCUUGACGGAGAGGAGCGCCUGCGAUAUGGGAAGAGCCUUAAAAAGAAGCCAGUGGAGGUGACGGGCCGUUGGAACUCAGUUAUACACGACUAUUUCCCUGGAGGGGACGCAGAAUCCGAAGAGAUUGCGAAUAUGUCGGGGGCGGAGAAGGCCCUGUAUAGGAGGGAGUUGGCGGAGUUGGGGGAGCAGUUGGCACUGGCGGAGCGGAGGAAGAGGAGAGGGGUUAGAUAUUGA